UGAAACUCUGUUUUUUUUUUUUUUAAAAGUUUGUGCUGUGGGUGUGAUUACUAAUUACUUUUUCUCCGGGUAAAUACUCCAACAUUUUAAGAAUAAGGUGAGGUGGUGAACAAUUAGUAACUAAGCAGACGCUGCCGGUCAUGAUGGAACGCUUGAAGAUUCUUGGUUUUGUGGCUUUGGCCGCAUUCUUGGUGGCUGCAAAUGCCCGCGAAGAGGAAGGCCCGUGUGAGGACGACGAUUUUGAUAUCGAAUCUGCAAAAAUAAACUAUGAUCCCAUGACAUCCAGAUUAGCUCCUUCUCGAGUUGAAAGGCAACUCCAAUUAAAUGACCCCGCCUACCAGCCUCGACAGUCAUACGAUUUGAAGAAAGAAGAAUUGGAUGAAAUUAGAAAAGAGAAAAUGUACCCGUUUUACGAUAAAGACGCGUACGGGAAAAGUGGCGAUCUCGUGAGGGAGAUCAACGACAACAGCGCCCAAGUUCAGAAGCAACUUAAUUUCUUGCUUCCUUUCUUUGGUUUCGGGUUUAAUUACACAUGGCUUUCUAUUCACGGUUUCCUCGGCUUCAGUGACUCCAUGGGAUCAUCUCCUAUGCCACCGCUACAGUUUCCAGUUCAAACCUGGCCCACAGAUAACGAUCCGUCGUUUAUCAGUCCUUUCUACAGUCGCUGUCGUAUUGGCAGAGUGAAGGAGAGCGAUCAAGAUAAGAGGACACCUGGUGUUUACUUUCGGUUAGAGCGUGAUUUACCCGCUAGAUUCGAUGAAGCAGGUGUUAAAAUGAGAGAGAGAAUUAAGUGGGACAUUCGGGAGGCCAUUGUUGGAUCCGAAAACUUUUUCCCGAAACACGCCAUUAUUGCCACCUGGAAAAAUGUCAGCUUUGUUGGUGGAUUUAACGCAUUGGAAAACACAAACACCUUCCAAAUCAUCAUUGUUACGGACGAAGUUCGUACCUACGCCAUGUUUAAUUACGCCCACCUUGGUUGGACUACGCAUGCUGAAGCCGGAGGCGACACUAACACUGGCCAAGGAGGUGUCCCAGCUUUUGUCGGUUUCAACGCCGGAAAUGGAACUAAAGCUUACGAAUACAAACCUUACUCGCAAGACAUGAGAAUUCGCGACCUUACAUACAAAGGGUACGCUAACCGAAUCCCCGGACGCCAUGUUUUCCGAAUCGACGAACGUGUCAUGAGUGGAAAUUGCUUUGACGAUGAAACUGUUUACACGUCCCAGCCUCUGGUUUUUGCUCCAGAAAGUGGCAAUAUGAUGGGUGGUAUGAUGGUCAACGUGACUGGACCUUGUUUCAGCCCUGAUCGCCGUAUCAUUUGCCGUUUUGAUACGCAAGAUGUCGUUGGAAAGUACAUUGACCAAAAUCGAGCCGUCUGCAUCAUGCCCAGGGUUUACGCCACUGGCUACGUCGACUUGACUAUCUCCAUCGAUGGCGGCAACUUCAACUGGAAGGGACGUUUUUAUGUUGAAUCUCCUACACAGGCACCUGAGAUGGUUUGGUUCCAAACGGAAACUUUCCACGAGUUGAAUCCACCUGAGCUCCGACUGCGUUGGGACAAGACUAACUUGACUGUCGAUGAAUCAGCCAAAGUCCGUAUAUCUGUGUGGGGCUACCGUGAAGAUACAGUCAUCCCGAAAAUGGAAUACAUUGACAUGUUGGCGGAUGGUGUAAUCAACAAUGGUGACAUGAAAAUUUAUCCACUGGAUUUUGCGAAUCGUGACAACGGUCCUAACCUUCGGCAAUAUACGUUUGGUUUCGUUCAAAUAAAUUUGACUGUAUAUGACCCCAAAGUUGGCAUGUCUCCAAUCCUAUGGAGUCGCCCAAUUCCGCUCGGUUGGUACUUCAGUCCUCAAUGGAAACGAUUCGAUGGGGACAAAUGGGCCCACGAUCGUUGUACUAAUUGGAUUGAGUACGACCGGCAAAUGCGACCAUUCACCUACGAGUUACCUAUUUGUCCCUGUAUGAUGCACCAAGCUGCGUCUGACAAAGGACGGUAUGUCCCCGAUUUUGAAUGUGAUCGCUUCGGCAAUGCACAAUGCUAUUAUCAUCAAGGUGCCUCGAUGUGUUACCGAACAGGGCUCUCCAGUCGAGAUGGUGCUGGCCAACAAUGUUGUUACGACAAGGACGGCUUGCUCAUGAUGACGUCAGACAACAAAUGGGGCGGAAAUCCUGGACGAUCCCACAAUUUAGGCUUGAUGCCUUGGAAUGAGGCCGGCAAAGUACCUAGUCUUUCCCAUUGGCAAAUGGACGUCACCCCGUUUUACACCUGUUGUCUUUGGCAAGAUGAAACCAGCGAAGAUUGUGAAGUUUAUCGUUUCGAACGUCGUGCCUCGCAGGACUGCGUCGGCUAUCAACCACCUGGCGCUGCUGCCGUUUUCGGAGAUCCUCAUUUCUACACGUUUGACAACAUGACAUACACCUUCAAUGGAAAAGGCGAAUUUGUUCUUGUCCGAGCAGACACUGUCCGUCACAAGCUCGACGUCCAGGCCCGAUUUGAAGCAAUUCCCAACAACGUUUAUGGUACAGCCCGUGCAACAGUCCUUACUGCAGUCGCAGCCCAAGAGAACACGUCUGUCGUCGUGGAAGUUCGAAUUCGGCCCCCCUACGCUCAAUGGCGGUAUCGCUUAGACGUCAUUGUCGAUCAGCGUUACGUUUAUUUUGACACUUUCAGUCGCCACGUCCAAAACUUCAAAGGUGUGACGGUGUAUACUCCUACGUCGAUUUUGAACCAGAGUCAUGUGGUCAUCAUGUUCCAGUCAGGUGCAGGUGUGGAAGUUGUUGAGAAUAAUCGUCACAUGUCAGCCCGCGUAUAUCUGCCCCUCAGCUACAUGAAUCAAACAAGAGGACUUUUCGGCAACUGGUCCACUGACCUUUACGAUGAUUUCACCUUACCAGACGGCACUCCCGGCCCAUCGCUUGAUAUUAACAACUUGGAAAGUCUUCACAAUUCCUUUGGAAUGAAAUGGGCGGUGGAUGACAAAUUCGACCCUUAUAAAGGCAAGAGUUUGUUUUACCACGAAAAUGGUCGUUCUUCAAACUUUUUCUACGAUGCAUCAUUCCAGCCUAUUUUCGACGUCCGACCCUUACUACCGGCCAAUUAUUCGAGUUUGAACUCGACUCAGAUCGAGCAAACCUGUGGUAACUCUUACCAGUGUUACUAUGAUUACGCAGUGACUUUGAACCGCCAGUAUGCUACUUACGCCAAAUAUUAUUUGGAUGAAAUCGUCAACAUCAAAUCGAAUAACUUGAAAUACGUGAUUUCGUGUGGCGCCUUGCCAGCUCCUAAAAACGGCCGCAAGAGUACAUUUGCUUACACCCCCGGUACUUUCGUCAAGUUCGAUUGCGAUCCUGGUUAUGUUAUGGUUGGAGAGGAUCGGCGUUGGUGCUAUGCAUCUGCCGAGUGGAAUUGGGCUCUUUGGGGAGACGCUCAAUGCAUACCUGAAAAGGAGUACGAAGCUACAAAAGCUGGAAUCAUCGCCGGCAUUGUGUUGGCUGUGCUUGUUCCACUCAUGAUCCUCGCCUACUGCUGCUUCCGUCGACAGCGCCGUAAUCACAAGAAAGGCUUAGAGAACAAGACUCUAAAAAUGUUAACUACCUCACGCCAUCACUCAUUGAACGACACUUCGGGCCACGGCCUCACCAUUUCUGCCAAAGGCUCAGCACCUGCUCAUGUCGAAUCCGGUUGGAAGACGAAAGAAAGUAGCAGCACGAGUCCGUUUAGUUCGGGAAUCGGCUCGAUUCGAUCAUCGCCACCUGAUGAAGAAAGGAAAACAAAUGCAAGUACCGUUUCGACUUUCGAUCGUGGCAGUAGCCUGAGCAGCACGUCCAGUGCCGUUAAAGUCAGUCCAACUGAAAGCUCGUCCAGCGGAAGCAACAGUAGCAGAAAUCGGGAAUCAGCGCCACCUAGCGUCGGUUCGAAAACCAAUCAUCAGCGCUAUGACGGUGUUUAUUAUACGCACGAACCGAUCAGAGGUGCCCCAGUAAUAGAAUUCGUUGACGACGACAUGGAUGUAGAAAUCAAUCAUCGAAAUACGGAAGUGUAAACAAAAUACCAGUCGAAUGCAAAUCGCACGUAGUAAACUGAAGAACCCUCAACGGCAAUUGAUUAACGAACAACAGACAUUUUUGUACAACAUUAAGAUACCAUCGCUAGAAACGCUAUUUUUUCCCCACAUCCAAGGUAGAACGUUAUCAUUUUUUACACAAGUUCGACGCAAAUGAUGAAUAACUUUAUGAAAAAAUUCGUGAAAGUCAUUGAAUUUCCAUCAGCCGUUCGUUAAGUCUGUACUAACAACGUCUCAUUUUCACCUUACGAAUGGAAAAAAUACAUUGAUCAUCAUUCAAGAA
Messenger RNA from Daphnia carinata, 4350 nucleotides. RefSeq names its product protein mesh-like. NCBI's taxonomy places the organism in Eukaryota, Metazoa, Arthropoda, Branchiopoda, Diplostraca, Daphniidae. Gene Ontology annotation, biological process: cell-matrix adhesion. The record is from RefSeq and is a predicted model, not a curated record.